UGCAGGACUUCCACGGCUCUUUCUCCUACUUUGAUCUGUAGCACAGCAAUGGCUGCUUCGAUCCUAAAACCGUUCGCGCGAGGAUUCACGUCGAGGGCAGUGAACGGUUUCACUGGCGCGGUCGGAAACACCCCGCUCAUCUAUUUGAAGACACUCUCGGAACAAACUGGGUCUCGCAUCUACGGUAAGGCUGAAUUCCAGAAUCCCGGAGGUAGCGUCAAGGACCGUGCUGCCCUGGGAGUCGUCGAGGAUGCUGAGGCACAAGGUCGCAUACAACCAGGAGGCACUGUUGUCGAAGGGACUGCCGGAAACACCGGUAUAGGUCUCGCGCAUGUGUGCAGAGCCAAGGGAUAUAAAUGCGUCAUCUUCAUGCCAAAUACCCAGAGUCAAGAGAAGAUAGAUCUCUUGCGCAUGCUGGGCGCGGAGGUACACCCCGUUCCCGCAGUCGCGUACGAGAACCCGCAAAACUAUAACCACCAGGCGCGGGGCUAUGCAAAAAGCAUUCCCAACGCGAUUUGGACCGACCAGUUCGAUAAUACCGCCAAUGCGAAUGCGCACUAUCGCACGACCGGUCCUGAGAUUUGGGAGCAGACAAACGGCGUGCUUGACGGAUUUAUCUGCGCGACGGGUACGGGCGGCACCUUGGCUGGCGUUGGCAAGUUCUUGCACGAAAAAAGCGAGGGGAAGACCCAAAUUUGGUUGGCCGAUCCACCGGGCAGUGUCCUCCAGAGCUAUGUGUCUAGUGGGGGCCGUCUGACGGAGCGGUCAGGAAGCUCAAUCACGGAAGGUAUUGGCCAGGGUCGCAUCACCAACAACCUUGGCACAUUUGUGGAGAAACUCUCUGGCGCUUUCAGCAUCCCGGAUGAAGAAUCACUCACAAUGGUGUAUGAUCUCUUGGAUACCGAGGGAUUGUAUUUGGGUGCAAGCUCCGCUUUGAAUGUCGUUGCUGCCGUCAAACUGGCACAGAAGCUUGGCCCAGGGAAAACUAUCGCAACUAUUCUCUGCGAUGGUGCUUACCGGUACCAGAGCCGAUUAUUCUCUAAGGCCUGGCUCAAGUCAAAGGGUUUGGAGGAUGCAAUUCCAGAACACUUGAAGAAGUAUGCUGUAUUGGAUUAAUUGUGUCGUCCCAAUAGAGUCUGCUUCUUUUAUUCACCCGAAAUCUCAUGGUGAGAUUGUUGUGUUUUUCCCAAAAAUAUGUUGAGGUCGUAGCAUAAGUAUUCGUGGCUAGUAUGCGCUAUCCAUGAGGAUAAUAAUGUGGACUGUGGUUUUGAACG
Heterobasidion irregulare TC 32-1 is the source of this 1274-nucleotide messenger RNA. RefSeq lists its product as uncharacterized. The transcript has 6 exons. The record is from RefSeq and is a predicted model, not a curated record. NCBI's taxonomy places the organism in Eukaryota, Fungi, Basidiomycota, Agaricomycetes, Russulales, Bondarzewiaceae. Gene Ontology annotation, cellular component: cytoplasm. The coding region runs from base 49 to 1116 and encodes 355 amino acids. Gene Ontology annotation, molecular function: cysteine synthase activity.